Octopus sinensis (East Asian common octopus) is the source of this 1878-nucleotide messenger RNA. Its product is annotated as glycine-rich cell wall structural protein 1.8-like. The transcript has 4 exons. The record is from RefSeq and is a predicted model, not a curated record. NCBI's taxonomy places the organism in Eukaryota, Metazoa, Mollusca, Cephalopoda, Octopoda, Octopodidae. The coding region runs from base 1 to 1878 and encodes 625 amino acids.
AUGGACAAGGUGGAAGUCAUUAUGGUCAGUGUGGGAAUGAUUAUGGACAGGGUGGAAAUGAUUAUGGCCAGGGUGGAAGCCAUUAUGGGUGGGAAUGAUUAUAACCAGAGUGGGAAUGAUUAUGGACAGGGUGGAAGUGAUUAUGGUCAGGGUGGGAAUGAUUAUGGACAGGGUGGAAGUGAUUAUGGUCAGGGUGGGAAAGAUUAUAGCCAGGGUGGAAAUGAUUAUGGUCAGGGUGGGAAUGAUUAUGGCCAGGGUGGGAAUGGUUAUGGCCAGGGUGAGAAUGAUUAUGGACAGGGUGGAAGUGAUUAUGGUCAGGGUGGGAAUGAUUAUGGACAGGGUGGAAGUGAUUAUGGUCAGGGUGGGAAUGAUUAUGGUCAGAGUAGAAAUGAUUAUAGCCAGGGUGGAAAUGAUUAUAGCCAGGGUGGGAAUGAUUAUGGACAGGGUGGAAAUGAUUAUAGCCAGGGUGGGAAUGAUUAUGGACAGGGUGGAAUCCAUUAUGGUCAGGGUGGGAAUGAUUAUGGACAGGGUGGGAAUGAUUAUAGCCAGGGUGGGAAUGAUUAUGGCCAGGGUGGGAAUGAUUAUGGGCAAGGUGAUUAUGGACAGAGUGGGAAUGAUUAUGGACAGGGCGGAAGUGAUUAUGGUCAGGGUGGGAAUGAUUAUGGACAGGGUGGAAGUGAUUAUGGCCAGGGUGGGAACGAUUAUGGACAGGGUGGAAGUGAUUAUGGUCAGUGUGGGAAUGAUUAUGGACAGGGUGGGAAUGAUUAUGGACAGGGCGGAAGUGAUUAUGGUCAGGGUGGGAAUGAUUAUGGACAGGGUGGAAGUGAUUAUGGCCAGGGUGGGAACGAUUAUGGACAGGGUGGAAGUGAUUAUGGUCAGUGUGGGAAUGAUUAUGGACAGGGUGGAAAUGAUUAUAGCCAGGGUGGGAAUGAUUAUGGCCAGGGUGGGAUUGAUUAUGGCCAGGGUGGGAAUGAUUAUGGACAGGGCGGAAGUGAUUAUGGUCAGGGUGGGAAUGAUUAUGGACAGGGUGGAAGUGAUUAUGGUCAGGGUGGGAAUGAUUAUAGCCAGGGUGGAAAUGAUUAUGGUCAGGGUGGGAAUGGUUAUGGCCAGGGUGAGAAUGAUUAUGGACAGGGUGGAAGUGAUUAUGGUCAGGGUGGGAAUGAUUAUGGACAGGGUGGAAGUGAUUAUGGUCAGGGUGGGAAUGAUUAUGGUCAGAGUAGAAAUGAUUAUAGCCAGGGUGGAAAUGAUUAUAGCCAGGGUGGGAAUGAUUAUGGACAGGGUGGAAGUGAUUAUGGCCAGGGUGAGAAUGAUUAUGGACAGGGUGGAAAUGAUUAUAGCCAGGGUGGGAAUGAUUAUGGACAGGGUGGAAAUGAUUAUAGCCAGGGUGGGAAUGAUUAUGGACAGGGUGGAAUCCAUUAUGGUCAGGGUGGGAAUGAUUAUGGACAGGGUGGGAAUGAUUAUAGCCAGGGUGGGAAUGAUUAUGGCCAGGGUGGGAAUGAUUAUGGGCAAGGUGAUUAUGGACAGAGUGGGAAUGAUUAUGGCCAGGGUGGGAAUGAUUAUGGACAGGGCGGAAGUGAUUAUGGUCAGGGUGGGAAUGAUUAUGGACAGGGUGGAAGUGAUUAUGGCCAGGGUGGGAACGAUUAUGGACAGGGUGGAAGUGAUUAUGGUCAGUGUGGGAAUGAUUAUGGACAGGGUGGAAAUGAUUAUGGACAGGGUGGAAGUGAUUAUGGUCAGGGUGGGAAUGAUUAUAGCCAGGGUGGAAAUGAUUAUAGCCAGGGUGGGAAUGAUUAUGGCCAGGGUGGGAUUGAUUAUGGACAGGGUGGGAAUGAUUAUGGUGAAGGUGUAUGCUUUGCUAUAGUCCUUAAAAUAGAAAAAUAA